GUUUAUACGAUGUACGGACUCUUAUCGUGUAGUGAGAGCGCGGUUCCAACAUUUCUACCUGCAUUGGUUCUCCGUUUUGAUUACCAGUUUGAAGUCGCUUGAUUCCUCGAAUUUUAAUCAUGGCGGUAGGAAAGAAUAAGCGCUUGGCAAAGGGAGGCAAAAAAGGUGGAAAAAAGAAGAUUGUUGAUCCUUUCUCUCGAAAGGAUUGGUAUGAUAUCCGUGCCCCUUCGAUGUUCAAUACGAGAACCAUUGGAAAAACUAUUGUCAACAGAACCCAGGGAACUAAGAUCGCAUCGGAAGGUUUGAAGAACCGCGUUUUUGAGGUCGCGCAAGCUGAUAUUCAUAAUGACGACAUUGGAUUCCGUAAAUUCCGGCUGAUGUCGGAGGAUGUCAGUGGGAAGAAUGUCUUGACAAAUUUCCAUGGAAUGACUUUAUCUACGGACAAGAUUCGCUCCAUGGUCAAAAAAUGGCAGACAUUGAUCGAAGCCCACACCGAUGUUAAGACCACUGAUGGAUAUUUGCUGCGCGUCUUUGUCAUCGGGUUUACCAAGAAGCGCCAGAAUACGCUCCGAAAGACUUGCUAUGCGCAAAGUUCGCAGGUCAAAGAGAUUCGAAAGCGAAUGAUCAACAUCGUGACUCGAGAAAUUUCCUCCAGCGAUCUGAAGGAAGUUGUUAACAAGCUUCUGCCAGACUCCAUCGCGAAGGAUAUUGAAAAAGCAUGCCAGACGGUUUAUCCUUUGCACGAUGUUUAUGUGCGAAAAGUCAAAGUUAUGAAGAAACCCAAGUUUGAAUUGAGCAAACUGCUCGAAAUGCACGGAGAAGGUGGCAAAGGUGCCACAGUGACCACGAACGCCGAAGGGGUAGCCGUUGAGAGACCGGACGGAUAUGAACCACCUGUGCUUCAAAAUGUUUAAUAAUUUUGUGGUUGGGAAAUUGUCAUACGUUUCGGGAAAUUUGCAGAUGAAAAAUAAAAUAACACGCUGAA
This is a messenger RNA of Paramacrobiotus metropolitanus, 985 nucleotides long. Its product is annotated as 40S ribosomal protein S3a-like. Gene Ontology annotation, molecular function: structural constituent of ribosome. Gene Ontology annotation, biological process: translation. The record is from RefSeq and is a predicted model, not a curated record. Gene Ontology annotation, cellular component: cytosol; ribosome. The transcript has 6 exons. NCBI's taxonomy places the organism in Eukaryota, Metazoa, Tardigrada, Eutardigrada, Parachela, Macrobiotidae. The coding region runs from base 120 to 914 and encodes 264 amino acids.